Molecule: messenger RNA, 1288 nt
Organism: Dermatophagoides pteronyssinus (European house dust mite)
Lineage: Eukaryota; Metazoa; Arthropoda; Arachnida; Sarcoptiformes; Pyroglyphidae
Source: RefSeq, a predicted model, not a curated record
AGUUUUUCAAUGCUUAUAACGAUGAUGAUGACAUUGAAUAUUCUAUUAGUCGAUGGCAAUACAUAUUUGAUAAUACAUGGUAAUAAUCAAACUGAUUGGAGUAGAAUACGUUUUCCAUAUAAAUCUGUAUAUGAUUUACCGAAUACAUUACACUGUCAACAAAGUGUUAUAAAUAACUUUCAUCAAUGUGAAAUUGAACAUCAUGAAAAAUGGGAAGUAUCUAUCGAUAGUUAUUUUUAUGAAACAAGAGAAUUUUGUUGUUUUGUUUGGCAAACAAUGGAUUGUGAAAUAGAACAAGCAAAAAGAUGUAAUAAAGAUUAUUCAGAAAAAAUAGAAACAAAUACUAAAGAAACAUUUACAAAAGUUUGUAAUAAAGUUGGUACUGGUCAUAAAAGUAAUUGGUGUUUUUGGGAUAAAAAAACAAAAAUGAUUGCUGGUAUUAUUAUUGGUGUUGUUCUAUUUCUUAUUGCAGUAGCUGUUGCUGCUGGAUGUGGAUAUAAAUAUUUUAAAAAAUAUCAAGAUAAAAAAAUACAAAAUAUGGAAAAUUCGUAUAAAAUACAAAUGGAAAAUUUUAAAAAAAAAAUAGCUGUAGAGAAUCGAGCUUAUUUUGAUGCAAAUUUUCCUGAUUCUAAAUUACAACGAACUACUUCAUUACCAACGGGAUCAACAUCACCACAAGUAAAAGCUUUAGCGCGAUCAAAAUCAUUACCAUUGCAUAUGGAUCCAAAUAUGCAAACACCAGAUAUACCAGAUAAAGAAUUAUUUUUUGGCCGUGCUAAUGUGACGGAUACUUCAUCGAUGAUUGUUCCAGCAACAACCCCAACAACAACAGCAACAGUACAAAGAGGUGGAAGCUUACCAGCACGUUUAGAUCCAAAUAUGCCAACACCAGAUAUACCAAAAAGAGAACUUUUUCCUAUUAGAGCUAAUUUAACGCAUUCUCAAUCGGCGAAUGUACCAGGAACAACAACAAGACCAGGAUUAUUACAAAGAGCAGAUUCAAUGCCAAUAAAUGCACCAAUAAAAGCACCAAUUUUCAAGCAAGCACCACCACCAACAUCAUCAAUAGCAGCAUCAGCAUCAUCAUCAUUAUCUGGAUCAUUAUCAGGAGCACCAGCACAAGCACCAGCAGCAACACCAGCAUCAUCAAUAGCAUCAUCAUCAUCAUCAUUAUCAGGAGCACCAGCAGCAGUACCAGUAGUAACUCAAGCACAAGUACAUAUAUCAGCAGAUGAAAUUGCAAGAAUUCAAAAUUUAAUGGACAUCGAUAGAACAUUUUAAAAAAAAA